This is a messenger RNA of Trypanosoma theileri, 333 nucleotides long. RefSeq lists its product as uncharacterized. The transcript has a single exon. The coding region runs from base 1 to 333 and encodes 110 amino acids. The record is from RefSeq and is a predicted model, not a curated record. NCBI's taxonomy places the organism in Eukaryota, Euglenozoa, Kinetoplastea, Trypanosomatida, Trypanosomatidae.
AUGCAAAACAAGGGUCCCGCGCGUCCGGGUCCCAUGUUGUACGGGUGGGGUCGUACCGAGCAGAAGCGACGCCUCGAGUAUGAAUCGGUGGAGUCCAAAUAUCAUAAGCGUGAAUUCAACAAGAAUUGGGAUCUCGCAGGUGUUGAGCAGCGAUACACGGACUACAUGGUAGUACGCACGUAUUUCUCCCUCGGUACACGCUGGGGAACGUGGGUGUACAAUAUGCUUCAGUUCUACGUGCUUGCGAUGCUUCCUAUUUUUGCUUUCAUGCACACGUUGCACAAAAAUGUGGAGUGGUAUGAUGAACGUAUUCGUCUUGCCGCAUGGUGGUGA